AUGACUGAGCAAGGAACUUCAACAACUCGUGAUAACACUUUAGAAGGAAGUAUUGAGAAUAUCUUCCGUCUAAUGAAUAAUUAUGAGAAUCUUGUAAUGGAAAUUGAAGCUGAACAAAAAAGAUUUCGUUAUGAAAAUCAACAUUUGAAGGAAAGUCUUGUUGCUAUAAUUGAAGAGAACAAACGAUUAAAAUCAGAAGAACAAGAUGAUCCACUCGGUGCUUUUAAAAACGAUUACAUCAAAGUAGCUGACAACAUUUUUAAUAAUUUAAGGAAUCAAAUUCAAUCAAUUAAUCAGGAGAAGGAAAUGUUUGAAAGGCUAUGGAAGAAAACUGCAACAAUACUCGAGCAAGAAGUUCCUUUAAACUCCAUGACAAAAAUAAAAAGUGAUUAUGAGUUGGAACUGAAACGCGUUAAAGAAGAACUUUUGACAACAACAAACCACAAUGAACAGACCAAUAAAAUCAACGGCGCUCUUCAAGUUAACAUAAAAAAUUUAAUUAAAAAAGUUGACAUGAUGCAAAGUCAAAAUAAGAGUUUGAGUGAAAAGUUGAAAACAUCGGAAGAUGAAAGGAAGGAACUUGAAGCAUGUCUUGAAGACUCAAAUGAACUGAAUAAAGAACAAAUGAAAAAGGCUACAGAAUCCUUGCAGAAGUUACAAGAAACUAUUAAAGUUGCUGAUGAAGCAAUGGCAGAGAUCGACACUCUAAUGAAGGAAAAACAUCAAAUGCAAGAAGAGUGUGACAGUCUCGCUCAUACAAUUGGAUCUGUUAUGGAAUCAGCGUCGGAAAAGAUCAGCAAAGAGAUUGAAGAUCUUAAAUUUCAACAUUUAAAAGACUUGGAUGAUUCCAAGGCCGAGAUGGAAAGAUUGAAGCAAAUGUUGAUGUUGGAAAAAGCCAAAACUGAAAUUGCUGAACAAAAGGCAAAGACACUUGAAGAAAAAUUGAAAUCACUCGACAUGACACAAACUUUUUGUGAUGAAGAUAUAAAGACAGCAAUCCAAACAAUUGAAGAAACAAAUUCAAAAAUCUUAUCAAUGAAACGAGCAAUUGAAGUCGAGAAAGAACAUAACAAAACAUGCAUUGAGGAAAUCCAAAAGUUAAACAAAAUCAUUGAAAAUAAUCACAAAUAUAAAAACAAAUGGAAAGUUCUUUUAAUGGACAUUACGAAAAAGCUUGAAGACAAAAUUAAUCGAUUGGUCGUUGAAAAUCAAGAGUUACGAACGUCGAUCAAAGGUCGAAGGAAAUAA
This is a messenger RNA of Clunio marinus, 1248 nucleotides long. The record is from the annotation of a GenBank genome assembly. NCBI's taxonomy places the organism in Eukaryota, Metazoa, Arthropoda, Insecta, Diptera, Chironomidae.